Molecule: messenger RNA, 1006 nt
Organism: Armigeres subalbatus
Lineage: Eukaryota; Metazoa; Arthropoda; Insecta; Diptera; Culicidae
Exons: 2
Coding region: 176-1006 (276 amino acids)
Source: RefSeq, a predicted model, not a curated record
AAGUGUAUACAAAAGUAUUGUGAUAUAGAGGUUCUCAUUUGCAGUUGCUGGUUUCUCACGCCAUUGUGUUCAGAUAAGUGUCCAUUUGAAUCCUUUUUUUGCUAUCUAAUUCAAUCCCCCGCACAACAAAAGUGUGUUGCUGUCCGCCUUGGAAGCCUAGCUUCCACAGAAAAUCAUGGAUGAAGACAGUGAUCACAGCGAAGAUAUUCCUGCUAAGAUGAAACCCCCCGAUGAAAAUACUGAUCUGCCACAUACUAACUCGAUUCUCGUGUCACAGUCGGCUCCACAUGUUUCCCAUACACCGGUGUCUCCAAAUGUCAAUGAUUCUGACUUUGUUCUGCCGCCACCUCUUCCAUCCUCGUCCGCCCUCUCAUCGUCGUCGACUGAUGUAUCAUCGCAGUCCAUUACCUCAAAGUCCCCAUUAGUAAAACGACACAGGUGCUAUCCAGAAGCUUGCAAAGGUCCGUAUGAAGUUUUCGUACGUCAGAAAGAUAAACCAGUUAAAGUUCUCCUGGUUUCAGCGGAGGUGCAUAAACAUUUUCGAUCUGUGAAGGAGGUAAAACAGAUCGGUUUCUCUAAGGUUCGGAUUAUUUUUUCGGAUCGUUCCGACGCCAACAAUGUUGUCUACAAUGAGCUUCUAAGCAGGCUUUACCGGGUUUACAUUCCAAGUGAGCGGGUUGAAAUAGAUGGGGUAAUUUAUCAAUCUGAAAUGGAUUUGAAUUAUCUUGCGAAAGAAGGACAUGGAAAGUUCGUAGAUCCUCGUGUACCUCAAGUAUCUAUUCUGGAGUGCCAGCAAUUAGCCGAAGAAUCAAUAUCACUCAAUCCAACUUGUGCGAUUGCCAAGAAGACUACCACCACUUCGACCAUGUGCUAUGGAACUGCGAUAAUUACACGGAACCUCGAAUCACAAUGCAGGACGCACUUGAUACCAUAUAGGCAGACAACCCAAGACUCCAAUAAGAGAUAUUUUGGGAAUGAUGGACAUUCCAGCUAUGCAGAUAAUUAA